GGCUUGAGACAAAUGACCUAUUGUUUGGCCUCUGACGUUUUCCCUCGGUGUUGGGUGGCUCUGAGCACUACAUGUCCUGGGCAUCUUUUUAAAAGAUGCCAUUGAGAUGUUUGUGGCUCACAAAUUUGUCUCCCUCCUGUAGACUGCUCCUGUCACUGCCAUUCUUCCACAGAGGCUCUGCCUAGCAAAACUCACACCAUGUGUAACAAAUUUGUAGGAACCUGGAAACUGGUUUCUAGCGAAAACUUUGAUGAUUACAUGAAAGAACUGGGAGUGGGUUUGGCCACUCGAAAACUUGGCAGCCUGGCCAGACCCAAAGUCAUUAUCAGCAUGAAGGGUGAUGAGGUUACCAUCAGAACAGAAAGCCCCUUCAAAAAUACGCAGAUUGCUUUCAAGUUGGGCCAGGAAUUUCAAGAGACCACAGCAGAUGACAGGAAAACCAAGACUGUUGUAAACUUAGAAAAAGGCUCCUUGGUUCAAGUACAGAAGUGGAAUGGCAAGGAGUCAACAAUAAGGAGGAAACUAGUUGAUGGGAAAAUGGUGGUGGAAUGCAUCAUGAAAGGCAUCACUUGCACAAGGGUCUAUGAAAAGGUGUGAGGAAUUCCAGUAGAUUGAAUUUAGGUCUUCAGAUCCAUGUUAGGCCCAUGCAGGAAAAGGCCACCCUUCAUCAUGCUCAAUUAGAGUGACUAAUCUAUAAACAUGUAUUUCAAAAACCACUGUGUAAGUAACAUGAAUGUGAUUGUGAAGUCAAUAAACACUUGCCAUAGUAUGAAA
Hemicordylus capensis (graceful crag lizard) is the source of this 774-nucleotide messenger RNA. Its product is annotated as myelin P2 protein-like. Gene Ontology annotation, molecular function: fatty acid binding. The record is from RefSeq and is a predicted model, not a curated record. Lineage: Eukaryota; Metazoa; Chordata; Lepidosauria; Squamata; Cordylidae. Gene Ontology annotation, cellular component: nucleus; cytosol. The coding region runs from base 199 to 597 and encodes 132 amino acids. The transcript has 4 exons. Gene Ontology annotation, biological process: fatty acid transport.